This is a messenger RNA of Hemicordylus capensis (graceful crag lizard), 2335 nucleotides long. It is a transcript of the gene ZNF512, whose product is annotated as zinc finger protein 512. Bases 386 to 1888 code for a protein of 500 amino acids. Gene Ontology annotation, molecular function: zinc ion binding. NCBI's taxonomy places the organism in Eukaryota, Metazoa, Chordata, Lepidosauria, Squamata, Cordylidae. The record is from RefSeq and is a predicted model, not a curated record. The transcript is spliced from 12 exons.
CUCGGGGUCCUGCGAGCGGCCCUGCGGCCGGGGAGGGGCCGGGCCGGGCCCCCCCCGCCUGACUCCCCCCGCUUCCUCCUCCGCCGCCGCUCCCCGCUCGGGGUCCCGGGCCGGAGCCCCGCCACAGGCCGCAGAGAGCCCGGCCGCCCCCGGCAGGCAAAGGGUCCGUCGAGAGGGCGGGGCUGCCCCGGCGCUGCCUGCCGGGCUGGGCGGGGCUGCCGGGGCCGGCUGGCCUCCCUCCCUCCCUCCCUGGCCGUCCUCUGCAGGCCGAAGACGCCCCCGCAGGAGGAGGCCGGAGCACCGCCCGCCAGUCCGAGCCGUGGCCGAGGGACCCCCCCCCCCCUCCGCCGGCAGCAGCACCCGCAGACCGGCCUCCUGGCGGGAGAUGAGGGGCAUCCCGCAGCCUCCCGGCCCUGCUGCUGCCGCCGGUGGUGGUGGUGAUGGUGGGGCUGCUGGCCGGGCUGCGGAGAAGACAGCUGAAAGCUCCCUCUUGAAGGCAAAGCACAGACUGGAACAGGAGAGUGAGGAAGACGUGGAGGAGUUUCCCAGGAAGAAACGGAAAAGAAUUCCAGGAAAGCAACAGCAAGCAGGGAGACACCCUUGUCUCCAGCCCCAAAGCCGUCGGAUACAGAGGGACCCCCCAGCAUACACAGCAGGCAGCCUGGAAGAGAAGUGGCACUUGGAGAUCCUGGAGAAGGGGCGCAUCACGUGCCCGACCUGCAGAGCGGUUGUGAGGAAGACGGUCGCAGGCCUGAAGAAGCACAUGGCCGGUUGUCAGCAGGAGAUGCUCACGUGCCCCCACUGUGGGAAACGGCUGCGCUCCCUGGCAGGAAUGAAGUACCACGUCAUGGCAGAACACAACAGCCUGCCGGUUGUGACGGAGGGCGGCCAGCUGGACGAGCCCAGCGAGAGAGACCGCCUGCGGAGAGUGCUGAAGCGGGUGGGGAAGCUGAGGUGCCCCCGGGAGGGCUGCACAGGCAACUUCACCAGCAUUGUGGGCUACCUCUACCACGCCCAGAAGUGUGGGAAGGCCGCUGCUGAGCUGGAGAAGAUGGCCCUGAAGUGCCCCCACUGCAGCAAAACUUACCGCUCCAAGGCUGGCCUGGCCUACCACUUGAAGUCUGAACACGGACCGGUCCCUCUUCUGCAGGAAGACAGCCGGCACGGCCCCCUGCGAGAGGUCAGCGCAGAGCCCAGUGGCGGAGGAGGCAAAGUGCAGCGGGAGUCUGCCAAGGUGGCCACCUUCUACCUGCAUGAGCUGGCCCAUGAAGAGCUGGCCCGAGAGUGGCCCAAGCGGAAGGUUCUGCAGGAUCUGGUUCCUGAUGACCGGAAGCUGAAGUACACGCGGCCAGGUCUCCCUACCGUUAGCCAGGAGGUUCUGUGCAAGUGGAGGUCGGAGAUCAAGACGCACCAGCGUGUCCAUUGCCCCAAUCAGGGUUGUGGCUGUGCCUACAGCAGCAUCUCUGGACUCAAGUCUCACCUGGGCAACUGCACCCUGGGUGAGUUUGUGGCUGGGAAAUACAAGUGCCUGCUGUGCGAGAAGGAGUUUGUGUCUGAGAGUGGAGUCAAAUACCACAUCAACACUGUGCAUGCCGAGGACUGGUUUGACGUCAGCGUGAACACCGCCAAGAGCUUUGGGAAGCUGAGGAAGCCGCAGCAGAAGGGAGCCGAGCAGAAGAGGCACCGGAAGAAGCCUCUCUGCGGCCGCAGCAAGAGGCAGCCGAGGACUAGGGUGGCUCCCCGGCCCGGCCCGGCCCGGCCCAGCCCGCGGCGGGCCAAGGUGGGCCGCUUGCCGCCACCAGCCGCAGACAGUGAGAGCAGGAGCAGCGAAGAGCAGGACCCCCAGCCACAGGCGGAGAAACUCAGCCACAGGCGGAGAAAGAAAUAGCCCGGGGGGGGGGGAGAGGGGCAAAAAGGCUCUCUUGGCACGUGUGCCCCUCGGACCGCCUGCCACUUGCCCCCGGAGCGCCAGGCUGCCUCUGGGCUCCCUCCGUAGGCGGCGCUGCCUCCCGCACCUGCAGUGGCUCCGCAGACCCUGCCUGGAGGCCGGAGGGCUGGGCUUUCUGGCCGCGGCUUCUCUGGCAGAGCUGCGCAGAGAACGGCAGGGAGAACGAGAGGCUCUGCAGCAGCUUCUUCUGGCCCUGGACCACCCUCGCCUGGCUCCAGUCGGGUCUGCUCCUCAGACACACACACGUUGGGCAGGGGGCCAGUGGCUGGGGGCAAGCCUGGGUCCACCCCCUCCUGCACAGCUGCAGUCACUAGACCGCUGAGCUGGGUCAGCCAGCAGUGAUGUGUCCACCUUCCGUGGAAUAAAUGACAGGGAGCUUCUUCUGUU